AUGUUUAGUUGGUGGCGAUGGAUUAUGUCGUGGCAAAUGCCUGUCGCCGUUUUUGCUCGGAUCACUGGUACGGUAUCAUGGUUAUACGGCAGUCCAAGAAACGAUAGAUCGAUAGAGAAGGAUGUGGAGAGCGCCCCAAGAGCCCCCUCCCCUACUGGAGUGGUCAGCCAUGAAAGCCACAAGGAGCAGAUUGACGCAGAGACGCACGAACCUAAAACUCCAAUAUGUAUUCUCGGAUUUGGAACUUUGGAUAAUUUAGGAAUGUCUAAGGCUGACAUAUGUAGUAAUGAGGAAGCUGAUUCUCGCAGAGAUGUUAUCUUAGGAGGGAGUACUGGUUUGAUAUAUGUCCUACCUUCUGGGUAUGUGCGAAAGGCAGCGUACCCAGAUAUCACUAGAAAUGAGAGCCUUCGAGAUAUCGAGCAAGAGUACAAAAUCUAUCAGAGGCUUCCACGCCACGACCGUCUCCUGAAAAUGGUAGGCUACUCCGUGGAAGAUGGGCUCAUUCUCGAGUAUAUGCCAAACGGCAACCUGAGAGAAUACCUACAGACAAAUGUUGCGGAUGUGACCCUCGACCAGCGACUUCAAUGGGCAUGUGAUGCCGCCGAAGCAUUGCACCUUCUACACUCUUAUAAUAUCAUUCACUGCGACCUGAAGCCUGACAAUUUCCUACUUGAUUCUACACUCCGGUUACGAAUUAUAGACUUUUCGGGCUCGUCUAUUGAUGGAUCGUAUUUUUCAGCAAUGGAAAGCGCCAGAUUCUGCCUUCCUCGUUCCUGGGAGGCACCCUCGACUAUAGCAACAGACAUAUUCGCCUUAGGUUCAACUAUCUACGAGAUUAUGACCGGCACGCAACCAUACGCGCAUCAUACUGAUGAGGAGGUAGAGGCCUUAUUCAAAGAAGGAACAUUCCCACCAGUGGACACUAUACCCUGCGGAGAACUGAUCGAGAGAUGUUGGCACAGCGAGGUCCAUUCAGCCGAGGAAGUGCGCGUAUUAAUCAAGGUUGAAAGUGGAGAAGUUGAAUAG
Molecule: messenger RNA, 1026 nt
Organism: Venustampulla echinocandica
Lineage: Eukaryota; Fungi; Ascomycota; Leotiomycetes; Helotiales; Pleuroascaceae
Exons: 3
Coding region: 1-1026 (341 amino acids)
Biological process (GO): protein phosphorylation
Molecular function (GO): protein kinase activity; ATP binding
Source: RefSeq, a predicted model, not a curated record